AUGGUCACUGAUAAUGCGGAGGCGAUGCUGAAGUCGUCGAAACCGUGGACCAGAGAUGCCAAUUAUUUCCAGCACGUUCACGUUUCUUCUCUGGCGUUGAUGAAGAUGACUCUUCAUGCCCAAUCUGGGGGCUCCAUAGAGAUUAUGGGUAUGCUCACGGGCAAGAUCGUGCGAAACGGUAUUGUUGUUAUGGACGUGUAUCCCUUGCCAGUUGAAGGCACAGAAACAAGAGUGAAUGCCCAGGCAGAAGGGUAUGAGUUCAUGGUUCAGUAUUUGGAUUCUCUGAGGUCAAGUGGCCGGUACGAGAAUAUCGUUGGCUGGUACCAUUCUCAUCCGGGAUACGGUUGCUGGCUAUCAGGUAUUGACGUUGGUACGCAGUCAUUGAACCAGCAGUUCCAAGAUCCUUAUCUGGCGAUAGUUGUUGAUCCAAUGAGAACACUGACUGAUGGUAAAGUUGAGAUUGGAGCAUUCAGAACUUAUACUGAAGAAUAUAUAAAGGCCAACAUGGGCAAUAUCAUUGCUUCAAGUCAUAUACCACAGGAAAAGGCCAAGGACUUUGGUAUGCACUCUUCAAAGUACUAUUCCUUAUCGAUACACGUUUUCAGAUCCAACAUUGAUCAUAUGAUCUUAUCCAAUCUGUGGAAC
This is a messenger RNA of Williopsis jadinii, 645 nucleotides long. Its product is annotated as Mov34/MPN/PAD-1 family protein. The annotation marks the transcript as partial. Gene Ontology annotation, molecular function: protein binding; deNEDDylase activity; metallopeptidase activity. The record is from RefSeq and is a predicted model, not a curated record. Gene Ontology annotation, biological process: protein deneddylation. Lineage: Eukaryota; Fungi; Ascomycota; Saccharomycetes; Phaffomycetales; Wickerhamomycetaceae. The transcript is spliced from 2 exons. Gene Ontology annotation, cellular component: cytoplasm; COP9 signalosome.